Gekko japonicus is the source of this 429-nucleotide messenger RNA. RefSeq names its product calcium-binding mitochondrial carrier protein SCaMC-3-like. Lineage: Eukaryota; Metazoa; Chordata; Lepidosauria; Squamata; Gekkonidae. Gene Ontology annotation, molecular function: ATP transmembrane transporter activity. The transcript has 3 exons. Gene Ontology annotation, biological process: transmembrane transport. The record is from RefSeq and is a predicted model, not a curated record. The annotation marks the transcript as partial.
GUCCACGCCUCUAAAAGCAACAGCAUGAACGUGUGGGGAGGGCUGCAGGGGAUGAUACGCGAAGGGGGCGUCCGGUCCUUGUGGCGAGGCAACGGCAUCAACGUGCUGAAGAUCGCCCCGGAAUCUGCGAUCAAAUUCAUGGCUUACGAGCAGAUCAAGCGGGCCAUUCGUGGGCAGCAGGAGACCCUGAGGGUGCAGGAGAGAUUCGUCGCCGGCUCGCUGGCCGGUGUCACGGCCCAGACCAUCAUCUACCCCAUGGAGGUUCUGAAGACGCGGCUGACCCUGCGCAAAACCGGGCAGUACGCGGGAGUAGCCGACUGUGCAAAGAAGAUCCUGCGGAGGGAAGGGAUCCGUGCCUUUUACAAGGGAUACCUGCCAAAUAUGCUGGGCAUUAUCCCCUACGCUGGCAUCGACCUGGCCGUUUAUGAG